This is a messenger RNA of Mercurialis annua (annual mercury), 739 nucleotides long. RefSeq lists its product as uncharacterized. Lineage: Eukaryota; Viridiplantae; Streptophyta; Magnoliopsida; Malpighiales; Euphorbiaceae. The record is from RefSeq and is a predicted model, not a curated record. The coding region runs from base 80 to 562 and encodes 160 amino acids. The transcript has 2 exons.
AUUUGAUCCCACCCAUUCUAUCAUUUCUUCAACAUUUUCACAAACAUAAUUAAUUAAGAGAUAAGAAACAUAGAAAAAAAUGGCAGCAAUUUAUUUGGCAAAGAAAGCCUGCAUCAAUAUUUCAAGAGCUUCUUCAACUUAUUUUGAUUCUGCCAUCAGAUUUUCUAAGCCAUGCUUUUCUACUGCUUUUCAACAUGCUCAGGGUAGCAAUUUUCAGGGUAGCAAUGCAGUAUCAGAAACACGCAAAAAGCAACAAGUUGCCGUCAUCGACAACGACGACGAAAACUCUACAACACAGUUUGUAGCUGAUAGGGCAAUAGAAGGGGUUAGAACAGCUACAGAAAUUGCAGACGCUGUUGGAGAUACAGCUAAAAAGGCAAUGGAUGGUGUUUGGCAAGCGGGAAAGGAAGCGAACCGGAAGGUUAGAGAGACGGUUAACGGUAACAAUAACGAGGAGGACGCGGUUGUUGAUGAGAUGCACAAGUUUGAAGGGCCUGUUGAUACUGUAGAAUAUAGAAAUGUGGAAACGAAUGUUAAUGAGGUAUUGAAGAAAGCUAGUUGAAUGAUGAUAUUGGAUGUUCAAUUUUUUUUACUUGCUGAAGAAGUUAGGUUUAAUAUUCUAUUAAACCUAUGUGGUCUGUCGCUGUGGUUUAAUUAAUGAUAUCUUUCCGAUUCAAAAUUUCUUAUCAAAAUGUUAAGUUGGAGAAAAAUAAAUAAAUAUAAAUCUUUCCGAUUGUAA